AUGGACGGCGAGGACGAGUUUCCGACAUCCCCGGCCAAGCGCCAAAGGACGAACUCCCCUGAAGAAAGCCGCGAUGCAGGCCAGCCCCUCGAGUCGCAACCAGCACCAGCACCAGCGCCAGUCCCCGACGGCCGGCCAGUUGAUCCUCAACAACCCGAUGUCGAGCCUGGCACUGUGGACGUAGGCCGUGAGAACCCAGAGGCUGGCACUGCGACCACCGACCCAGAGGCGACGGUACCCAGCCAUGAAUCGACUUCUCUGCUCGAUGCAUUGAUGCUGCAGGUCGAAGCCGCAUCCGCAUCCGCGCCGCCGCCCACGGAACCAUCUCUCACCGCAGACCUGACUGUCGCUGAGGACGGAGCAACGACGAAUGUUGUUCUCGAUGAGCUUGUGGUCGAAAAAAGUGAAGACGGGGCACAGAAUCCAGAUACUCAGCAAUGGGAAACAGUGCAGCAACAGCUGCCGACGGAAAGCCAGCCUGCGGCUGAGACUGUCCAGAUGGAUCUGGCAGAUGGCAUCGUGAACAGCGAUACGGGCGGCCGCGAUAUUGAAGAUCAUGAUCCAGCUGCUGUUUCUCUUGACACCAAUGCUACUGGUCUGGCUGUGGGAAACGUGUCCGACACCUCGGUCGUCGCAGCUGACGUUAUGAUGGACGUGAUACCUGGAACCGAGUCGCUUGCUCCCGAGCCUGGUGCCGAAGGCGCCGAGUGGGAAAUCGAUUCCUCACCCUACGAGUCGUCCUCGGAUUCCGACUCGGACUCAUCCUCCGACACAACGUCCUCGGAAGAGGAUAGCGAUGAUGACGCAGAUGGAGAUUACGCGAUGCUCGACCCGGAAGAAACGGCACGGAUACUCAUGCAAGGAGAUGCAGGCUCAGACGACGAAGGAGGAAGAACGCGAGACAAGACCGAUGCUGUUCUUCGGACAGCUCAUGAACAAAUGGAGGCGGUAAUCCCUAAGCCUGAUAUCACCGUGACCGAGGAUAUGAAAAUUGAAGAGCUGGGAAAUGUCGAGAUUGUGGUUGAGAACACUGUGGUCAUCAAAGCCAAAACCUCGGGCGAGUACCAAGUGCUUGAGACCGGAUCGUUGAUUUGUCUCCAGGACAGAUCAGUCGUGGGAGUGGUUGCCGACUUGAUAGGACGAGUCGAGGAACCUAGGUACACAAUCCGGUUCAACAAUGACGACGAAAUCAAAGAGGCCGGUCUCUCCUCAACAGGCGCCACGGUCUUCUAUGUUCCGCAGCACUCGACGUUUGUCUUUACGCAACCGCUGAAAGGCGUCAAGGGAAGUGACGCGUCCAAUUUCCAUGAUGAAGAAGUCGGCGAGGACGAAAUGGAGUUUUCCGACGAUGAAGCUGAAGCGGAAUACAAACGCCAGAUGAAGGCGAGGAGGCAAGGACGGUCACUGGAGACGGGCAGAGGCCGUGGUGGGUCGAAGCACUCCAGAGGAUCUCACCGGGGGGGCGGUCGUGGAGGGAACCACAGCCACAUGAACAAUGCCGAUGCCGGUGCAUACGGCAAUGGCUCACUGGAAAUGAACUACGACGACGUCGCAGAUGGCGGUGACGAAGGAUACACACCCUUACAAAGACCAGCCAAUCUGACCGAAUUGCUCACGAGAGGAGAGCAGCCCCAAGAGUCUAGGCCAAACACAUCACUGCCACCGCUCCCUCCGCCGCCGCGGUCCGGUAGAGGCGACUAUGGUGGACGGGGAAGAGGAUACGGCCGAGGAGGCAGGGGAGGUCCUCGUGGUCAACACGGCGGUGGGAGUUUCGGCCAGUCACGAGGAGCAGCGGCUUUCCACAACCAUGGCGGGCACAACGGCAAUGCUCAAAACGGCUUUCCUCAGCAGAUUUCCAUGCCGAAUCUCAAUUUACCUACCACCCCAGCAAUCACACCGCAAAACAUGCCAUAUCCGCCGAUGACGCCUUCCCCGAUCACUCCGCUACCUCAUGGCUCCUUUAACUUCAAUGGAUUCAACCCCCCGGCGAAUUUCCCCUUCGUGCCACAAUCCAUGCCCAUGCCAGGGUUCCCGCAGCAGUUUGGGUUCAAUUUCCAGCAACAGCAACAACAAUACCAGCAGCGCUGGGCGGUCCCACCACCGCAGCAGCAGCAACAACAACAGCACCCGCAUCAGCAGCAGCAGAACCAAGGUCAUCAGCAGAGCAUGGGAGCGCCGCCGAAUUUCAGCUCCGGGCCAUGGGCUAGUAACCCGGCCCUUGCGGCGGCGUUGCAGAAGCAGGCGGAGGACGAGAGGCGCCGACAAGGAGCGUGA
This is a messenger RNA of Capronia epimyces CBS 606.96, 2274 nucleotides long. RefSeq lists its product as uncharacterized. The transcript has a single exon. Gene Ontology annotation, cellular component: sno(s)RNA-containing ribonucleoprotein complex. The coding region runs from base 1 to 2274 and encodes 757 amino acids. Gene Ontology annotation, molecular function: RNA binding. Lineage: Eukaryota; Fungi; Ascomycota; Eurotiomycetes; Chaetothyriales; Herpotrichiellaceae. Gene Ontology annotation, biological process: ribosome biogenesis; box H/ACA snoRNP assembly; pseudouridine synthesis. The record is from RefSeq and is a predicted model, not a curated record.